Messenger RNA from Pogona vitticeps (central bearded dragon), 1280 nucleotides. The record is from RefSeq and is a predicted model, not a curated record. NCBI's taxonomy places the organism in Eukaryota, Metazoa, Chordata, Lepidosauria, Squamata, Agamidae.
GGGAGCACAGUUCGUUGUGCGGUGUGCGAUGCCCUAAACGCGUGGGCCGAAAGGGGAGCCAUGGAGCAAGCUUUCGAGCUCCACAGAACGCUUUGUUGGUCCACGGGUGUAUAACCCUAAGACUUGGGGGGGAGAGGGAGGCAAGAGAAAGAAGUCCCAAAUUCGGGGAGGAAUCGGGGGUCCCCUCGACUCUCGAAGGCGACUCCCGGCUUCCCCGUUGGAGAGCUCUUCCCCCCCCUCCACUUCCUCCUGCAGGUCACGCCGACCCUAUUUGGGAGUUUGGGGAGGAUCCCUUGGCCGGCCGGGAUGGGCGGCGCCGGAGGUGGUAGCGGAACCGCCCCUUCGCUUCUCACCUGCGCUCGUGGAGGCAGAGGAGGCCAGUUCGAGUCCCGGGGGCGGCGAGGAUGGCGGGGCCGAAGCCGGGGGUGCGCUCGGUGCUGGGGGCCAUGGGGUUCGGGUGGCGGGCCGACCGGGAGGCCAGCGGGGCCAUGCUGCGCGCUUUCUUGGAUCGCGGGCACGACGAGGUGGACACGGCGCACAUCUACGGCUGGGGCGAGUCGGAGCGCUUCCUGGGCGAGCUGCUGCCCGCCGCCGGAGCGGCAGUGAAAGUGGCCACGAAGGCCAACCCGCUGGAAGGGAAGACCCUGAAGGCCGAGAGCGUCCGGGCCCAGCUGGACACCUCCCUGCGGCGGCUGCAGCUGGACAGCGUGGACCUCUUCUACCUCCACGCCCCGGACCACGAGACCCCCGUGGAGGAGACCCUGCGGGCCUGCGAUCAGCUGCACAAGGAGGGCAAGUUUAAAGAGCUCGGCCUCUCUAACUAUCCAGCUUGGGAGGUGGCCGAAAUCUACACCCUCUGCAAAGCCAAAAACUGGGUGCUGCCCACGGUGUACCAGGGCAUGUACAAUGGAAUAACCCGCCAAGUGGAGACUGAACUCCUGCCAUGCCUUAGGCAUUAUGGGAUGCGGUUCUACGCCUUCAACCCCCUGGCAGGAGGGCUUCUGACGGGGAAGUACAAGUUUGAGGAUAAGGAGGCUGACCAUGAACCGGGCAGCCGUUUUUUUGACAAAUCUUUCGGGAAAAUCUACCAGGACAGGUAUUGGAAGCAGCAUCACUUCCAAGGGGUGGCCUUGAUCGGAGAGGCUCUCCGCGAAGCGUAUGGGCCAGAUCCGCCCAGCCUGACCUGCGCUGCGCUGCGCUGGAUCUAUCAUCACUCCAAGCUGCAGGUAACGGCGAGGAGGAACCUCCGCCCAGGCAUGGGCUAGAUGGGGCAGAGGGUG